GCUGGCCGUCCUGUCCUUUUCUUGGGCUCUUCCCUCUCCUGCUCCUCCCGGCCCCUCAUCUCAUCUGAAUCUCGCCGCCGUGGUCUCGGCCCUCAUCCUGUUUUCAUUUCACACUCCCCUGCCACCUCUUUCCUUUUCGAGCCUGCCCAAGCCCGUCUCGCCCGAUAUCAAUCAUGUCUGUCCGCGGCCCCUCCCAAACGUUCCUGCGUGAAUACAAGCUCGUCGUUGUCGGCGGCGGUGGUGUUGGCAAGUCGGCUCUUACCAUUCAAUUCAUCCAAUCGCACUUUGUCGAUGAAUACGACCCCACCAUUGAAGACUCUUACCGCAAACAGUGCGUCGUCGACGACGAAGUCGCCCUGCUUGAUGUCCUCGAUACCGCUGGCCAAGAAGAGUACAGCGCCAUGAGAGAGCAGUACAUGCGUACCGGUGAGGGAUUCCUCUGCGUCUAUGCCGUCAACAACCGCGGCUCCUUUGAAGAAAUCAGCACAUACUACAACCAGAUCUUGCGAGUCAAGGACCGUGACUCCUACCCUAUCAUCAUUGUUGGAAACAAGUGCGAUCUCGAACACGAGCGCGUCGUCUCCAGUAACGAGGGCCGCGAGCUCGCCCGUCGCUUCAACUGCAACUUUGUCGAGACCUCUGCCAAGAUGAGAAUUCACGUCGAUGAGGCUUUCUACCAGCUUGUUCGCGAGAUCCGCCGCUACAACAUGCAGCGCAACCCGCGAACUCAGCCCAACGACGCAUAUGGUGGCAACAACGCGCAUCCUCCUCGCCGACCUGCACCCAAGAGAAGGGAAAAGUGCAUGAUUCUGUAAAGAGCUACAUCACCAGCCCAGCUUUGCAUCUGUCGAACGCAGAGUCACCUUCACGUUUUCCUUCCCCGUCCUCUCCUUUUACCACCUGCUCUUUCUUUAUCGCAUUUUAUUCCAGACCAAGAAUAAACAAUGAUAUCGCUGUUAGGGCUAGAGUAAACCACACCAGCGAUGCGCCUUCUCUUCCAUGACUGACCUGAUAUUGUAUCGUGCCAGCACCCGCAAAUGAAACGGGAUAUCCCUGUUCUUGUACCUGAUCGCCCGCUAUUCUGAUGGGAAUAUACACACAUCCAUCCUCCAC
Messenger RNA from Polychytrium aggregatum, 1113 nucleotides. Its product is annotated as ras-like protein 1. Gene Ontology annotation, molecular function: GTPase activity; GDP binding; GTP binding. The transcript is spliced from 6 exons. Gene Ontology annotation, cellular component: plasma membrane. The record is from RefSeq and is a predicted model, not a curated record. NCBI's taxonomy places the organism in Eukaryota, Fungi, Chytridiomycota, Chytridiomycetes, Polychytriales. Gene Ontology annotation, biological process: signal transduction. The coding region runs from base 174 to 815 and encodes 213 amino acids.